GCCGUCGAAGCCUCCUCCUAAUUUCACGGGAACUACCGCCCUACAUGUAGCGGCUGAAGUGAACAACUGCGAUGCAGCUGCGCUACUCAUACUACAUCGCGCUGAUGUCAAUGCCAAAGAAUUCCUAACUGAAAUGAUGAGGCUCCUACUAGCCAGCGGUGCUGAUUGUGAAGCGAGAGACAACGAGGGACACAAUGCUUUGUGGUGGGCACAGAACGUGGGCUCGACUGAGGCUGCGGAUAUCCUGAGGGGGCCGCCAUGGAACUCAGUCGAAGGAUCUAUGACCCACGAAGAGCAGACAGCUCAUGUGUUGAAGACUCGGGAGCUCCUCGGUAUGAAGCCACUCGUAAUCCCGAAGAAAAGAGGAAAGAAGGGAAAAGCAAAAGGGAAGAGCAAAGCAACGAAGAAGAAAUAG
Molecule: messenger RNA, 415 nt
Organism: Perkinsus marinus ATCC 50983
Lineage: Eukaryota; Perkinsozoa; Perkinsida; Perkinsidae
Exons: 3
Molecular function (GO): protein binding
Source: RefSeq, a predicted model, not a curated record